Molecule: messenger RNA, 2173 nt
Organism: Diprion similis
Lineage: Eukaryota; Metazoa; Arthropoda; Insecta; Hymenoptera; Diprionidae
Gene: Atac3
Product: GA-binding protein subunit beta-2
Exons: 8
Coding region: 360-1955 (531 amino acids)
Biological process (GO): positive regulation of transcription by RNA polymerase II
Cellular component (GO): nucleus
Molecular function (GO): protein binding; transcription cis-regulatory region binding
Source: RefSeq, a predicted model, not a curated record
UAAACACCUAGAGACUGCUGGGCGAUAGCGAUAAACAAUGAUAAUUUUAAUGAAAUAUAAAUAGAAUUAAAAUGCAAAUCUGCCCAGCAGUUGUGUUAAUUUCUGGAGGUAUAACGAAUGCAAGGACGUGAUAAACGAAAUAGUAGAAAAGGAUUAUGGUUGAAGUUGAAUAAAAAGGCCGCGGAAUGGUCGCCAUGUCAUUGAAUGUGUGGCAAGAGAAUGAAUUGAGAAGGCUGUGGAAAGUAAGAAUCCCAAUAAACGGCGUGUGGUUGUUAGAAAAGUGUCGUAAAAUAGUUUAAAAAUCGAGAAUAAUGUGUCCCCUGGCUUGGGGAGCCAACGAUUAGGACGAAGUCGCAAUCAUGCAAUCCGAAAGUAUAUGUGGCAAUGAAAUUGAAGGACUCGAUGCGGAUACUCUCAUUCCGGUUGAGAUCGUUUCAUGCGACGGGCCGCAGCGCACAAGGUCGCAAGAGGCUUUGUCAAUAGUCGAACUAGGGAAGCAACUUUUACUUGGCGCACGAAAUGGAGAUACGGAAACAGUCCGAGACCUGAUGUGCAGAGGCGCGCCGUUCACAACGGAUUGGCUAGGUACAAGCGCCCUGCACCUCGCUGCGCAAAAUAACCAUACAGAAACGGCUGAAGUAUUACUGAGAGCUGGAAUCUCCAGAGAUGCGAGGACGAAGGUUGAUCGUACGCCACUUCACAUGGCUGCGUACGAAGGACAUCAUCAGAUGGCGCAGCUGCUGCUUGACUAUGGCGCCGAUGUAGACAGCAGGGAUAUGUUGAAAAUGACGCCACUUCACUGGGCAGUGGAACGAGAACAUGCGGAAGUUAUGCACGUUUUGUUGGAACAUGGUGCUGACGCAAACGCGACAAGCAAGUUUGACAAAACACCAAUCAGCCUAGCUCUAGAGCAUAAUAGGCUCGAUUUAGUCGAUGUACUUCAACAGGAGCGAGAAAUAUUAGGAGAAAAUCCCCAACAUCAGAAUCAAGCUAGUACCGCAGAACUGGAGGUUGCGACGCACAGCUUAAUGCAGCUUGAAGCAGAAAGAGAGCGGGAACAACAAUUAGAACUCCAACAACAGCAGGAACAACAGCAACUGCAACAGCAACAGCAACAGCAGAAAAGAAAGCUGCAAACAGCUCAAACGGGAAAGAAACAGAGAAUGAUAUUCCAACAAAUCAGAGUUCCGUCGGUUAGCGACGAGGAACAAGAACGAGAAAUGAUAGGUACGGAUGACAACGAAAGUCGGAGUCACGAAGACUUGGACGGGGAGGAGGGGGCUGAAAUGAUUGCUGGCGUUGAGCAGCCCUUGCGGUUACUUCAGGCUCAUGGUAUUACCAUGAUACCGGUAGACAAUGAUUCUACUAUAGUAGAAAAUGCUAUGGAGAGUGGGCAAACUGUAGUACUGACUGAAGCCGGUAAGUUAGCCCUUAAUUUGACGAGAUCGCAACACAUGGGGAUGAAGCGGUUACACGUCACGGGAAGAAGAGGUUCUUCGCGGAAAGUUAUCGCCAUUCGAGCGGAUCAAAUAUUAGGACAAGCUAAUUCUAGCCUCACGCCACGAGGACCGAAUAUACUAAAGAGAACCACGAUGGACAAUAAGGCUGGGAAGUUAUUUUUCGCUUCUCUCGCCAACACGACUUCUUCCAAACCGACUCUGACACAAGCAAAAAAUAUCAUUUCCGCACCCAAGCGUAAAAUAGCGUCGCCAGUUAAAACAGUCGAGCCGACUAUACUGCAGCUGAACGAAGAUAUUGAGGAGAUUACGGAGGAGGAUAAUUCCGGCGACAGUGCUGUCGAACAGGUCAUGGAUAUCGCAUUGCUCAACAAACAACUGGCCGAGGCCCGUCGGCAAGCUGCCGAAUAUCGCAAGCAAUUAAUGAAAAAAGAAGAAGAGGCGGAAAAAUACAAACAACAAUUAAAGUCCAUCACUGCUCAAGCCGCGACGAAGUAAUUCACCUGAUUAUCCGCAAUACGUGAGAUUUUAUGAGGAGAAAUUCUCGCCGACGUGGUAGUGAGAUCACGCUGACGGAUCAUCUGAAAUCGAUUUAAUCGCAAUUAUCGCGAUUGGCACGAAAUGAAAGCGUGCUCAUGUCGGGAAACACAAAGUGUGUUAUAGAUUACGAUAUUUUUUAUUUCUCUAAACGUUGAUACAUGUAAUAAUGAGGAGAA